Durio zibethinus is the source of this 838-nucleotide messenger RNA. Its product is annotated as protein LEAD-SENSITIVE 1-like. Lineage: Eukaryota; Viridiplantae; Streptophyta; Magnoliopsida; Malvales; Malvaceae. The record is from RefSeq and is a predicted model, not a curated record.
UGUUCAGUACAAAGCUGCACAUCAAACUUAAAUUCUAAGUCUGAAGAGUAAAGAGCAAGGAAAGAUGAAAACAGUACGAAGGGAUGCCCUUAGGCCGGGUGAUCACAUCUAUUCUGAUAGGACGUUACGUCUUUACUUUCACCAUGGCAUAUAUGUGGGGGAUGACAUGGUGAUUCACCUGAUGGGACCAAGCAAGAUUUACGACAGGCCACCAUGCAAAAAAUGUGGGUUCAAGCCACAGACUGGAAUCUUCAAAACCUGCCUUGAUUGCUUCCUGGAAGGUCACUCACUGUACCGCUAUGAAUAUGAUGUCUCCUACUUGGAGUUGCUUUUUAAACACCGUGGUUCUUGCAGCAGUCGGCACUGCAAACCGGCAAAUGAAGUUGUCGAAACAGCUCAUCGUCUGCUCCAAAACCAGAGCUUCGGCAGCUACAAUUUUUUUCUUAAUAAUUGUGAGGACUUUGCAAUGUUUUGCAAAACGGGUGUGGCCGGAAGCCAUCAACUAGCAGGCUUAGGUGUACUUAACUUGGUUGGUGCUGUUUACGAUGCAGUUGCAGAAGGGAUCUAUGAGGGCGUGGCCUAUAAAUAAGAACUCAGAACUGAUCACCACCAUAAUUAUCAUAUAAUUCAAAAGCUUAAGAAAUUAACUGGCGAAACUCAAAGGACCAAACUAUAUACACUAUUAGUAAGGUUUAGAAACACUUCUAUGGAAUUACUUUCUCUAUGUCUAGAGAGUGUUCUAGUUCCAUAUAUUUAUAAUGAUAAUAUCUGUACAAUAAAAAAAAAAGAAUAAAUGACAAAUAAUGUAGUCGAGUUUAUGGCUACAGAUUAGCCAAUA